This is a messenger RNA of Pseudophryne corroboree (corroboree frog), 553 nucleotides long. It is a transcript of the gene STMP1, whose product is annotated as short transmembrane mitochondrial protein 1. The transcript is spliced from 3 exons. Bases 28 to 240 code for a protein of 70 amino acids. The record is from RefSeq and is a predicted model, not a curated record. NCBI's taxonomy places the organism in Eukaryota, Metazoa, Chordata, Amphibia, Anura, Myobatrachidae.
AGAUGGCUGCCCGGUGACUUCCCCCGGAUGCAGGAAGUGCAGGAUCCUGGACUGGAGGAGUCGAGGCUGGUGCUGGGAGGAGACGCUGUCAUCAUGUUGCAAUUCUUGCUGGGAUUUGCCUUUGGGAACGUGGUGGGGAUGUACCUGGCGCAGAAUUAUGAAGUGCCCGACAUUGGGAAAAAAGUUUCAGACUUUAAAAAGGAUCUGGAAGAAAAAAAGAAGAAACCUCCGAGCGAUUAACCUUCUAAAAGUUUCCUGACGGGAUAUCCCUCCCUAUCUAGUAGACGCCCUUUGUAUCUAUAUGCUCCUGCGUGGAGAUGGGACAGAGGACAUGUGUCCCUACAGAGGAUCUCGCCCAGACAGAGUCUCCGUACAGCACAGAACUGUGUUUUCUUUUUGGUUUCCAGAGAUCUCCCAAACUCCCCGUCCGCUGUGCACGGUGGUGGGCAAUGUGCUGGGACAGGUAUUAAAACAUUAGGCGGGAAUGUUCGACAAUCAAGUCACCGCUGCUUUUAGCUCUGUUGGGUUUAAUAAAGUGAUAUCUUUAUUGUAA